AUGCUAGCAACUCCGAUUAUCCUUCUUGCACUUGCCACUUCGGCCAAGCUGGCCACCUCUCUCAGAAUUCCCGAGGGAACACUGGACGGGGUCUAUAGUGUCUACAUUAACGAGAGCGGUGUCGAAGUCCACGAGCCUCUCUUCCCAGGGGACGUCCCUGCACCAACAAACUCUGAAGAGCCUGAAGUAGAUCAGUUGGAGGCAAGAGACAUUACUACAGUUUCUUAUUGGUGCGGUUGUGGGAUCACCAUGAACCAUGGUGACUGCGACGCAGCUGUGCAGGCCCUGAAGAACCAGUUCGGCUCAGGACAGGCGGACAUCGGAGCGCACCUGGCCUGGUAUUCGAUUAGCGGCAGCGUGGUGGCAUUUGCCUGCAACCGUGAGGGUGGAAAGGCGGCAGGCAGUGCUGCCAAGAUCACUGGCGCCCUCCAGGGUAUCACGAACAAGUGUGGGUGGUAUGUUCCUGGGACCCAACACCUGUACACUGGGCUAUUUUACACUCCAUACUUUGGGUAUAUGAACUACCGCCCUGGGCUUGACUUUUGCACCAUGUCUGUCUCCUCCGGAUCCCACAAGUGCUGA
Aspergillus thermomutatus is the source of this 582-nucleotide messenger RNA. RefSeq lists its product as uncharacterized. Lineage: Eukaryota; Fungi; Ascomycota; Eurotiomycetes; Eurotiales; Aspergillaceae. Bases 1 to 582 code for a protein of 193 amino acids. The transcript has 2 exons. The record is from RefSeq and is a predicted model, not a curated record.